Molecule: messenger RNA, 3704 nt
Organism: Histoplasma capsulatum G186AR
Lineage: Eukaryota; Fungi; Ascomycota; Eurotiomycetes; Onygenales; Ajellomycetaceae
Product: phosphoethanolamine transferase class O
Exons: 2
Coding region: 1-3432 (1143 amino acids)
Biological process (GO): GPI anchor biosynthetic process
Cellular component (GO): endoplasmic reticulum membrane
Molecular function (GO): mannose-ethanolamine phosphotransferase activity
Source: RefSeq, a predicted model, not a curated record
AUGAAACCCCCCGCCGCCCCUUCGAGGAAUGCCAUUCGCAAGAAACCUCGACCGCAAUCGCAAUCACCCACACCACCUUCAGCAAAUGAAUUCCGCAAGAUAAAGGCACAGUGGUCCAGCGCGAAGGCUCUGGCGGCGGCGGAGGACGAGGAGGAAGCACAGAACGCUGCUGCCGCUGCUGCAAGGCGGAUAACGCAGGGUGCUCCGAUGGGCGAGGAGGGCACUGGUGCAGCUGGACAUGCGGCCAGCGAGGAAAGGCUCAUGAACUCCGCCAAGGAGAGAGAUGCGCGGAGGAAUAAAUUGAAGGAGAGCGUGUUCAAGAUUGAGCAUGCGGGGGUUCUGGGGGUUCUGGGGUGGUUUUUAUUCAUCCAUCUCGUUGGUAUAUUUUUCUUCACUAAGGGGUUCUUAUUGACACGGAUGGUGCUGGAGAAUAAGUCGGAAUGCUCAGUGCUGCCAUUUGAGGGGACGGCGACGGCGAAUUCAUCGCAAAUGGCAACCAGUGCUCAAGGAUGUUGGCACCCGAAAACCUUUGACAAAGCUGUUGUCAUCAUAAUCGAUGCUCUCCGAUAUGAUUUUACUGUCCCCUUCCGACCCACCGUCGAAGGACAACAGCCCCAGUUCUUCCACAACAACCUCCCAGUCCUUCACGAAACUGCCGUGGAGUCACCCGAUCAGGCCUUUUUGCUUCCCUUCAUCGCCGAUCCGCCUACAACCACAUUGCAGCGCCUUAAAGGCUUGACUACAGGCACUUUGCCUACCUUUAUAGACGCUGGCUCGAAUUUUGCUGGCACGGCCAUCGACGAGGAUAACAUGAUCGCGCAACUACAUAGUGUAGGGAAACGAGUCGUGCAUUUGGGAGAUGAUACAUGGCAAUCGCUAUUUCCAGACCUCUUUGAAGCGAAUCUCUCACGUCCGUACGAUUCGUUUAAUGUCCGGGACCUACACACGGUCGAUAACGGGGUGAUAGAGCACCUAUUCCCGCUCCUGCAUGCGGAAAACGCGACGAAGUGGGAUGUUAUCGUUGGCCACUUUCUCGGUGUUGACCAUGCAGGACAUCGGUACGGGCCAAAUCAUGCUGCGAUGGCGGCUAAGUUGCAACAGAUGGAUCGGGUCAUACGCGAUGUCAUGAGGUCCAUUGAUGAGUCGACUUUGCUUGUUGUCAUGGGGGAUCACGGAAUGGAUGGUAAGGGUGACCAUGGCGGCGAGUCGGACGACGAGGUCGAAGCCGCCUUGUGGAUGUAUUCGAAGCGCACGGGCGUCUUUGGGCGGACGAAUGAUAUGAUCCUGGAACCUCCGCGGACGGCAAAGGAGCGGCCAAUCCCGCAGAUUGAUCUUGUGCCGACGCUGGCGUUGCUACUGGGAAUUCCCAUCCCCUUUAACAACCUCGGAUCACCUAUCGAGGAGGCCUUUUCUGCCGCGGGUGGUCGCGACUUGACAGACUUGGUUCGCGUCAAUAGGCUUGCAUCGGCGCAGAUUAAACGUUACCAGCAUGCGUAUGCGCUUGCCAGGGGCGCUGAUGAGACGCAUCCCUCCGGACCCUUGGGGAUCUGGUCUCGUGCGGAAGAAGACUGGAAUUCCAUGUCUCAGCAUCCGCAUCCGAGACACGGGUCUGAUCGAGAUCGGCUGAUUUUAGAGGUAUACAAGUCAUACCGCGAGUAUCAGCGGGAUACGCUGCAUCUUUGUAAGAGUCUGUGGACUCGAUUUGACAUCCCCAGCAUGAUUCAAGGGAUCUUGAUUUCCUUUGCUGGUGUUAUCUUAUUGCUAUGCUAUGCUCGAGGGAUCCGUGGUGACCGCACUGAUCUUUCCUUCCCCACGCUCCGGCGGAUAGGAGUUGGCUCUGGAAUUGGUGUAAUGGGUGGUAUGAUAUUAACAGGAAUGCGGAUUGUCCAAUUAUCCCGCGUUGAAGGGCUCGUGUUUGGGAUAGCUGUGGGCGGAAUUUGUGCUGCGUUGUCAACGGUUUUAUGGGUUCCAAAACGGAUCGUUUCGCCCAUGGCGAAUUCGCUCUGGGCAUGGCUUGCGAUAAUAUUUACGGUGUUGCAGUCUAUCGGGUUUUCAUCCAACUCAUUCACCAUCUGGGAAGACGAGAUAUUAUUGUUCUUCCUAACGACCUUUAGCGUCAUGGCUGCGCUAUCUUCAUUGCGCCAGAAGAAUACGGAAGCUAGGGUACUUGGCUUUUACCAUUCCAUCGUCUUUGUUGUUCUCGGCAGAAUAGCGUCAUUCUCCCGUUUGUGUCGCGAAGAACAGAUGCCCCUUUGUGUCUCGACGUAUUACGCCUCGUCAACGUCAUCUACAUCUGCCUGGUGGCAUCUACUUAUCCCGUUCUUACUAGCAUUAGUUCUUCCGUCCGUCAUCCGUUCUUACUACCAAGGCUCCAAGUCAUACGAAGGCUCUGCAGUAUUCUGGAUCGGCAUCGCUUUCCGCACUGGCCUCUUCAUCGUCGCCGCCUUCUGGACUCUUGACGCUGCCGACGAUGGCGACUGGUUCCCUGCCCUACCCAAAUCCCUGGUUAAAACUACCCGCGUUACUCUCGCUCAGGUCGUCCUAGCCAUCGCUUUCGCCGCCGGCACCACUACCUUUGUCUGGGCCAAACCUUGUGUCAGCAUCUCCAUGACCCCCAACACUGAAACCAACGUCAACAGCCCGGUAGCGCCCGCCUUGAACUCAUCCCCAUCAAAAACAAUAGUGACAAUCCUCGGCUACGCCAAUGUCCACGGCACCCGCUACUCCCUGCUUCUCAUAAACUUCGCCCUUGCUAUAAUCCUACUCCAAAAACCCAUGGGCGGUGGCGCUAUCGGUUUGCAAACCUGGCAGAUAUUCUCCCUGCUCGAAAUCCUCGAUACAAACGGAUUGACGACGAGUAACUGCGCAAUCGGCCCCGUCGUGCUGGGUCUGCUAGGUUCCUUUCAUUUCUUCACAACGGGCCACCAGGCUACCCUGAGCAGCAUCCAGUGGAAAAUCGCAUUUGUGCCGUUGACGACCGUCAAGUAUCCCUGGUCACCACUCAUUAUCACCCUGAAUACCUUUGGUGCGCAGAUCCUCUCCGCCGUCGCAGUGCCGCUGACUGUAUUGUGGAAGCGGCCCAUUGACGCCCGCAGCGGCCUGCUGCCACAAUCCUCAUCCACUCAAGCGCGGCUGCAGCCGGCGUCUCCCACAGCUCCCAGAUCGUCACCCAAGAAUGGCAUGAGCCGACUCCUCUCGGACGUUGCGCAGGCUGCCACAACGCACAUCUUGUAUUAUGCCACGAUAAACCUGGCGACGACGAUGUGGGUGGGCUUGCUGCGUCGACAUCUAAUGCUGUAUCGGAUUUUCAAUCCGCGGUUUAUGAUGGGGGCGCUGGUGUUGGUGGUUGUGGAUGUGGUUGUAUUGUUCGUUUCGGUGGUCGGGGUGCGGUGGAAUACAGUUAGUGUUGCAGAUGUGUUUGGAUGGAGCUAACUUGAAUGGAAAUUUCAGAAGUGGGUUGACUUGUUAAGAGGGCAAUGAGGGUUUUCGUUUCGGGGGAUGAAUUGAUGCUGAUCUGCGCAGAAUAUCCUCCUCCUCCUCCUCAGGUAAUCUAUGCUUGUGUUCUGGGUUCUGGGUCGCCCUUGAGAUAGCUAUCUACCUUCUUUUUCCCUCUGGUUUUUCAUUUUCAUUUCAUUUAUUUAUUUUUAUUUAUCUCUUUUGAAUCCGGCAUUGGGAUCUAACUAUAUACUUAUCAGCGUGUUUAA